CAGCAGAGACACGGAAGCAGAUUGUAAUCCUGUGUGUGAGGGUACUGCCGACGGAGGAGUCACACACACACACACACACCCGCAUAAUCGUAGCAGAUGUAAUAGCAGGGGGGUAAAAACAGAUCACCAUGGAGUGAAGGUUUCCGAAAGGCCAGAGGAGAGCCGUCUCUUCUUGUAUUCUGAGGCAGACUGUGCAGAUCUACACUUCCUGCUCCACCUCAUUCCUGCCUACAUUAUGCCGCUGCUGAUUCAUGUGCUGGCCUGCCUGUUUGGCAUGGGGUCCUGGGUGGCCAUUAACGGGAUGUGGGUGGAGCUGCCCCUGAUCGUACCCGAUAUCCCAGAGGGCUGGUACCUGCCCUCCUACCUCACCGUCCUCAUCCAGAUGGCAAACAUAGGUCCACUCUUCAUCACCCUGAUGCACCGCUUCCGCCCGGGGGUGCUGGACGAGCGGCCGGUCAUCUACGGCAUCGUAGUUCUGGGGAUCAUCGCUACAUUCCUGCUGGCCUUCUUCUGGAAGCACUCGGUUCCCAUAGGAAGCUCAUCGCACAGUGUUCCUCUGCUAGUUCUCAGUUUCUUGCUUUCUGUGGUGGACUGCACAUCUUCUGUUACCUUCCUACCAUUCAUGAUGCGGCUGCGCCCGCAGUAUCUCACUACAUACUUUGCAGGUGAAGGCCUCAGUGGCCUGGUGCCUGCUCUGGUGGCACUGAUUCAAGGCGUUGGAGUGGUCCACUGUCAGAACGCCACUUUGACUAUUAACGGUUCUCAUGUUGGAAGCGACGAGCUGCAGGCCGUCUACCAGCCGGCGAAGUUCUCGGCUCAGGUGUUCUUCAUGUUUCUAAGUGCGAUGAUGGUCGUGUGUCUGGUUUCCUUCAUCCUGCUCAACCACCACCCUGCCGUGGCUCGAGAGAGACAGAACGACCGGUACUUCGGCGGGGAUCUGGAGCGCGAGAAGAGAGAACAAGGUCUGUCGCUGCAUGCCCAGACGCCAGAGCAGAAGCCGAUGAUCGAUCCUCUGGAGGCCAUCAAGAGAGAACCCAGGAGCACUUUUGGGAUGGGGACCUACAGCAGCUUGGAGGUGGUGUUCAUCUUUGUCGUGUUGGCCUGGGUCAAUGCUUUGACCAAUGCGGUGCUGCCUGCAGUGCAGUCCUACUCAUGCCUGCCUUAUGGAAACAAGGCUUACCAUCUGGCUGCCACCAUGGCAGCUGUGGCUAACCCCGUGGCCUGCUUCAUCGCCAUGUUUGUACCAGUGAGGUCUCUUGUCUUUCUGGGUUUUUUGACGGUGUUUGGAACUGGAUUUGGAGCGUACAUCAUGGCCAUGGCUGCUCUGAGUCCCUGUCCUCUGCUGGUUCACAGUGCCUCUGGAACUGCAAUCAUAGUCGCAGCCUGGAUCCUGUUUGUUUUGUCCCUGUCCUACGUGAAGGUCAUCAUCGGGGUGAUCCUGAGAGAUGAGGGCCACAGCGCCCUCGUGUGGUGCGGGGCCGUGGUGCAGUUGGGCUCCAUGCUGGGCGCUCUGUCCAUGUUCCCACUGGUCAGCGUCUACGGACUGUUUAAGUCAGGAGACGCCUGCAACACCAAGUGCCCCAGAUAAACACUCUAAAAGAUUUACAUUGCACUUCUUGAAGCAGCACUGAACCGUCAUGAGCCUUUUGUUUGCAGAAAGCUGACAGGUCAAAGGUCACUACCAUGGUAUAGAUCAUUGUUUUGCAUUUUUUGUAUAUCAGAUGAGUUAUUUAAAAGGAAUAGCUUUAUGAUGACCUUAUUUAUUGACUUGUGGACUACUCAGAGCUGAAACUGUUCGUGCACAUGCACUGUGUCUCCAACCACAAGAGACCAAAGCUAAAUAGUAUUGCGCUGCUCGACACGUUACAUGAAUUUAGAACCAGUCAGUCAGUUUUACUUGAACACAAUGAGCUUUUCCUUUUUUUUUUUUUUUUUUAGAAGAGCAUCAACUCGUGGUACUUCGAACUUGAAAAUGUGCCUUAAUAUUAGACAGUGGUACAUUUUUGUUUUGUUUUUUUCUUUGUUUCAUUUUAGUGUACAAGACUGACAAAUAGGUCAGUUUGUUCUGUAUGUGUUACUGGAGUGAAGAGGCUUGCUUAAUAAAUAAAACAUUAAUUAUGGUGCGUC
Salarias fasciatus (jewelled blenny) is the source of this 2127-nucleotide messenger RNA. It is a transcript of the gene slc52a3-2b, whose product is annotated as solute carrier family 52 member 3-2b. The transcript is spliced from 4 exons. NCBI's taxonomy places the organism in Eukaryota, Metazoa, Chordata, Actinopteri, Blenniiformes, Blenniidae. Gene Ontology annotation, biological process: riboflavin transport. Gene Ontology annotation, molecular function: riboflavin transmembrane transporter activity. The record is from RefSeq and is a predicted model, not a curated record. Gene Ontology annotation, cellular component: plasma membrane. Bases 236 to 1588 code for a protein of 450 amino acids.